Trichoderma harzianum CBS 226.95 is the source of this 1560-nucleotide messenger RNA. RefSeq lists its product as hypothetical. Gene Ontology annotation, molecular function: oxidoreductase activity. Bases 482 to 1504 code for a protein of 340 amino acids. Gene Ontology annotation, cellular component: mitochondrion. NCBI's taxonomy places the organism in Eukaryota, Fungi, Ascomycota, Sordariomycetes, Hypocreales, Hypocreaceae. The transcript has a single exon. The record is from RefSeq and is a predicted model, not a curated record.
UAGCCUUUUGGAGUGGAUAUACUAAAGAGAAAAGCCGCAUACUGGCGUAACCGUGCCCGAUCCACUCGAUUCCCGGCAGUGCCUGAAUCUCCAGUUCUUAACAAGCAUCGCCAUAACACGUUUCCGUCUUGGCCGGGCGGCGCCUCUCAAGCCAUACCUGUAUAUUAGGUUAGAGUAAUUUUAGGGUUUUUGCUGCCGUGUCUGGAAGCUGGACGAGUCGCCGAUUCGAUGCUUGGCAGCUGAAAAGAUUGGGUACCCGGUUGGUAGACGGGAAGGCUACCCGUAGAUGGGUUACCGAACCGCAAAAUGGACAUCACUAUGAUGGAGAUGCUUGCGCGGGGGAAAAGUAUAAAAUGCGGGAAGAUUCUGAUGAAGUGAAACAGUUAUAGUUGUUAAAAAAAAGCCUUUUCUCUUGUCAUUGCACAUUCUCUGUGUCUGAAUAAUGCCAAACCUGUUGUCAACUGCCAACCAAUUCGUCAAAAUGGCUUCUGCUAACCUCCCCACCACCAUCCGAGCUAUCUAUCAGAUCGAUCCUAAACUCACAACCCUCGAGCUCCGGCGAACUCCCCUUCCUAAACCUGCUGGUCCAGAUGACCAUCUUAUCAAGAUCAAGGCCACAGCUCCUUGUCUCGGCGAACUAGGAUGGGAGGUCAACUACCCAUCGCUGUUCCCACCAAACCGAGAGCGUGUUCCUGGAACUGAGGCUGCUGGCAUUGUCGCCACUUCACCAGAGUCCAGUCCUUUCAAGCCCGGUGAUGAAGUGUAUUUCCGUCUCCAUGCAAGGUUUCCUGGAUGUCUGAGAGAGUACACAAUUGUUCAUACUGAGGAGUUGGCCUGGAAGCCCAAGUCUCUAGACUGGGUUGAAGCCACUGCAACGCCACUUAGCACAUUGACUGCGUGGCAAGGAGUAUUCACCCAAGGAACCCUCAACAAGCACGGGAUUCGAGGUGAUGCGGACGCAAGGGCUCAUAACAGCAAGCUAAGAGUUCUUAUUACUGGCGCCGGAGGUAGCGUCGGAACCUGGGCUGUCCAGUUUGCUGCCGCCGCUGGUGCCGGUUCUGUCGUUGCUCAGUGCAGCGGCGCAAAUAUCGAGGCUGCCAAGAAGGCUGGAGCCACAGAAAUUAUCGACUAUAAGAAGCAGUCAAUUGACGAGUGGGCUAAGGAGGAUCCCUCUCGCGAGGUUGACCUGAUUCUAGACUGCCUUGGUGGACAAACUUUGGCUUCAUGCUGGUCGGCUGUCAAGGAGAAUGGUGUCUUGCUGAGCGUUGUUGGUGGCCCAGAUGAGUUGAAGCCAGAGUCUGUGACUAAGAAGCUGGCGAAGAGCACUUGGUUCCUCAUGGACUGCAAGGGCGAGGAUCUGAAGGAGAUUGCCGACUUUAUUGAUGCUCGGGGGUUGAAGCCCCAGAUUGACAGCGUUGUUGAGUUUGAGGAAUUUCAGGCCGCUUAUGACAAGGUUGAACAGAAGAAGGCAAAGGGCAAGGUUGUGAUCAAGGUCGAUAUUUAAGGGAACAAGAUGGAAUGACGGGCAGUGUUGAUAGUGAUGAAAAAAUGAUCAUGCAG